This is a messenger RNA of Talaromyces atroroseus, 1422 nucleotides long. RefSeq lists its product as hypothetical. NCBI's taxonomy places the organism in Eukaryota, Fungi, Ascomycota, Eurotiomycetes, Eurotiales, Trichocomaceae. Gene Ontology annotation, molecular function: transmembrane transporter activity. Gene Ontology annotation, biological process: transmembrane transport. The transcript is spliced from 4 exons. Gene Ontology annotation, cellular component: membrane. The record is from RefSeq and is a predicted model, not a curated record. Bases 1 to 1422 code for a protein of 473 amino acids.
AUGGAGAUAGAGAACGCCAAAGAAACCACCCAAAAUGUCGUCCAAGAAGUCACAGAUUCACCCCUGUCCUUCAAUGGCCCCGAACAAGACCGUGACGGUCUAUGGCUGAAAUUCCUGACUUUGGCCAAAUGGUAUCCAAAGGACAUGCCGCAUCUGGAGAAAAAGCUGGUGCUGAAACUGGAUUUGCUGAUUCUUGUCUUUGGGUGUCUCUCGUUCUUCACAAAGUACUUGGACCAGCAGGCCAUCACAAAUGCAUACGUCUCCGGAAUGGAACAAGACUUGCACUUGACUGGAGAUGAUAUUAACUAUAUAACCGCGGUCUUUUGGACAUCUUAUUGUACCUCUAUGAUCCCAGCGUGCUACCUGCUGACCCGGACUCGCAUCAAUAUUGCACUUCCGACAAUGGAAGUCCUUUGGGGUCUAUUCACGUUUGGCUGCGCCUGGGCCCAGAACUUGAGCACCAUUUACGCUAUGCGGUUCUUCGUUGGCCUUUGCGAAACUUGUUCUUUUACUGGGGUCAUCUAUGUCAUCGGGUCGUGGUACAAGCCAGGUGAAAUUACGCGUCGGGUUGCCCUCUUCUUUAUUGCCUCGCCUCUGGGAACCAUGUUUGCGGGAUAUCUGCAAGCUGCUGCAUAUACGAAUUUGAACAACACUGAUGGAUUGGCUGGGUGGCGGGGCUAUAUUGUCUUCCCCGACGUACCUCACCGGAAAAGACCACGGUUCUUGACUCCUACAGAGCACGCGCUGGCCAACAGUCGCCUUAAAGGACUGAUUGCGCCCAGCCAGCUAACGGUCUCGCGCGACAUCUUCAAGCGCGUGCUGGGACGUUGGCACUGGUAUAUCUUUGUCUUCCAUUGGACUUUGAUGGAUCAGAAUUUCACCCCUUACUCAACCCCUUUCAGUCUCUAUCUCAAAGCAUAUCCCGAUAUCUACUCUGUUUCUCGUGUCAACACUUUGCCCACAAUAGCCACGGCAAUCUCUGUUAUUGCCGCUGUGGUCUCCAGCGUUGUCGCAGAUAGAAUGCGGAAUUGGUGGAUUCCUUCUAUCGUUAUCAGUAUUCCGGUUUUGAUUGGGCUUGUUUUGCUUGUCAUAUAUAAUGUUGGGGAGUCUGGUCGGUUGGCGGCUUUCAUCAUCACUGGAUUCGAGGGAGCAAUCAGCCCACUGACCAUGAGCUGGGCAACCAUCGUCAUGGCCAACGACGCGGAAGAACGUGCCGUUGUAACAGCCAGCAUGAAUGCAAUCGGACAGGCUAUGGCGGCGUGGACGCAAAUAUUUCAGUACCCAGCAACCAGUGCACCUCGCUUUUCCGCAGGCUUCAUCUCGAACCUGGUAACUACGAUAGCCCAGAUUGUUAGCGUUGGAGUGAUUGCAUUUCUUGCUAGACGGGAUGAGCGCAAACGAGCUUGGAUAUCUAGCGCCUGA